CCGCCGCUGCCGCUGCCGAUUAUGUCACAUCGAUCAGACGCUGCAGCCGAAGCAGUAGGAGCCAGAGAGGCGACCGCAGCGGCCGCGGAGUGAGCGGAAGGACGGGCGCGGCUCAGCCACAAGUCACAUUAGGGCUUGUAUGCAGCUGUCUCCUUCUUGGCUAUAUUGCUACCCAGGUGAAGAAAGGAGGCCUGGCCUGUGUUGCCAGAGAAGAUGGCCUCAACACCAGCCUGUCUGUUGAUGCUGUGGCCACUGGUUCUGAUUUUCUGUGAUCCAGCAGAAUCCAUCAAGUUUCCCGAAGACUUUGACCGGACAAACUUACAACAACCUCCUGAAUUCACAAUACAACCAGACAACGAGAUUGUUUUAUAUCCCACUGAUGAGAUUAUCCUGAAAUGGGAGGCUACUGGAAAUCCCUCGGUGACGUACCGCUGGACCAAGGAUGGGGAACAGUUUGACCCAGAACAGGUGCGAGGGAUAAAACAGUUGGAAAAUUCAGGGACUCUGAUCAUCCAUGCAAACAAUGGGAAUGUGCCAACUAGGUUCAAUGGGAUGUAUCGGUGUUAUGCCAGCAACAUAUUGGGCACAGCCGUGAGUUCUGAGAGCCGCAUCAUUGUUGAGAAUGCCCCACAGUGGCCAAAGGAGGAGGUGGCACCCAUCACAGCAGAAGAAGGGACCCACACAGUCUUACCCUGUAACCCACCCACUAGUGCCGAUCCACCUAAAAUCUACUGGCUCAACAGCAAGAUUGAGCACAUUGCACAAGAUGAACGAGUCACUGUAGGGCAGGAUGGAAACCUCUACUUUGCCAAUGUACAGAUGAAGGAUAGUCAACCUGACUAUAUUUGCAAUGCCCAUUUCCAAGGUCCCCGACUCAUUAUCCAGAAAGAACCCAUUGAACUAAAAGUCAUCCCAACCAACACUUUCUCAUACCAGAAACCAAUUCUAAUUGUGCCAGAGACCACACGCAAGAGCUACGUGGCCUUGUUAGGAAAGCCUUUGAUACUAGAAUGCAUUGCUGCAGGACUCCCUACACCAUCGGUGGAAUGGAUCCACCUGAACAGAAUGAACCCUUCACCUGGGGUGACCUUUGAGAAUUACAAUAAAACCCUUUGCAUCUCAAGUGUGACAGAGGAUGAUGAUGGAGACUAUCAGUGUAUCGCUCGUAAUGAGCAUGGCAGCAUCCACCACACCUAUACCGUUAAUGUUGAGGCUGCUCCAUACUGGAUAAAAAUGCCCGUGAGCCAGAUUUAUGGACCAGGGGAGAAUGUCCGCCUGGAUUGUGAAGUUGAUGGAAAACCUAAGCCAAAAGUGUCGUGGAGCAUAAAUGGGACUCCUCUAAAAGAUGUGAUGCCAGAUCCAAGAAGGAAGAUUCAAUCAGGGGCUUUAAUCUUCAGCGAGGUGCAGCCCAAUGACACCGCUGUUAUCCAGUGCCAGGCCCAUAAUAAGCACGGCAGUAUCCUGGCCAAUGCAUACAUCCUUGUUGUCUGGUUGCCAGCAGAGAUCCUGACCCCAGAUGGCAUAGAGUAUGCUGUGGUGGAGAACCAAAUAGUGAUCCUACAUUGCAAGACUUUUGGGGCACCCAGACCUAAAGUGCAGUGGUUUAUGGAAGACAUGAACCCUGCCCUAAAAGACGAACGAACCUUUAUAUUCACAAAUGGAUCCCUGAAACUUCAGGAAGUCCGACGUGAAGAUGCAGGAAACUUCACAUGCUUGGCUGAGAAUGAUCAAAACAAUGUCUCCAUCAUUGCCCGCCUGGUUGUCAAAGGAGCAACACAGAUCGAAGAGGGACCUAUCAACAUGGAAAAGAAGCAAGGUGAGAGUGUGACCUUCCACUGCAAGGUACUGUUUGAUGAGAGUAUUCCAAAGCGUGGUAUCCAAUGGCGCCUAGAUGGUGAAGAUAUUGAAGAAUCAGAUGACGAUAACAAAUACAUCAUUGGUGACAUGUCUCUGACUAUCACCAAGGUGGACUUCUCUGAUCAAGGAACAUACAGCUGCCUGGCCUGGACCACUCUUGACUCUGUAGAAAAAAGUGCCAAUCUUUUGGUGUAUGGCAUACCUGGCCCUGUGUCAAAUCUGGAGGUGCAGAGGCAGCAGAAUCAUCAGGUAAAGCUGACAUGGACACCUGGAGAUAACCACAACAGAGAAAUAAAGGAAUAUAAUGUGUUUUGUGAAGAAACGAAAUUUGGGCCAGCAGAAAAGGAAUGGAUAGCCACGGUCCCAGGAAACCAGCCAUGGGCUAUUCUUCACCUCUCUCCAUUCAGAAAUUAUAACUUCUAUGUGCAGGCCAGCAAUGACCAGGGGAAAAGUGAAUUAAGUAGCCGGUCUGCCAGUCAUGCCACAGAUCCCGCAGCACCUGAGCGAAACCCAACUGAUGUCAGAGGAGAAGGAAAUGAAACCACAAAUAUGAUCAUCACCUGGACGCCCUUGCCUCACAAGGAGUGGAAUGCCCCAAUGAUGAAGUAUCGUGUACAGUGGCGGCUUGAGAAUGAAGGCCAAUGGGAUGAGGUUGAAAUUGAAGAACCUCCUGUACUGGUGACAGAUACCCCUGUCUUCUCACCUUAUGAGAUCAAAGUGCAAGCACAGAAUGAUUUUGGCAAAGGGCCUGAGCCUGAACCUGAAAAAGGUUAUUCAGGGGAGGAUGUGCCCGAGGCUGUCCCUGAAGAUCUGUUGAUCGAGAUGAUAAACAGCACUACCAUCAAGCUUUCUUGGAUCCUUCCCAACAGAGAGAAAAUUUGGGGACAUCUUAAGGGAUUCAAGGUGUAUUACUCCAGGCUGGGAACCCUGGCAGAACGUAGCCGUCGACAGGCCCAUCUUCACUUCCAUUCCCACGGGGAGCUGCUGAUUUUGGGGAAUGUGUCUGAAGUCAUACUGGGGGGCCUCAGGCCCUGGAGCCGGUACCAGGUUCAGCUGGCAGUGUUGAAUGGGCGGGGGGAGGGGCCCCGCAGCGAGGCCAUGGAGUUUGUUACACCUGAGGGAGUACCUAGCACCCCUGAAUUCUUUCAGUUGGACUAUCUCUCGGACACAGCAGUGUUGCUAGAGUGGAUGCCUCCAAAAUAUCCUAAUGGGAGAAUCCUGAGAUACGUGUUGGGAUACCAACAAGCCAAUCAGACAGAGAUGGACAUUGACAACAUCCAAAUCCCACCCACCCAGUACAGGCUCAAUCUCAGCGACCUUGAUCCCCACACUCCCUACAAAUUCUCCUUGUGGGCAGAAACCAAAGAGGGUCGAGGAGAAAUAUCCUUACUUGAGGAACAUACAAUGCACGAGUCAGGUAUGUGAAGCCUUAAAAAUAUUUCCUAUUAAUAUUAAAAAAAGAGAUGAUAUAUUUCCUACAAUAUUUUCCUAGAAGCCAUGGUUAGUGUCCUGAGCUAAAAUAUGCUUAAUUUUUAAAAUUAUUAUUUCCUGUUUGGUUUGCUCUCUGCCUUUUGUUCAGAAGCUCAUUUUGAAAACAUAGUGCUCCCUGUUUCAAUUUUCGCUUAUAAAAACCCUGUAAAGUAGGGUGGGAUGACAGCCCUGACCUCUUCUUCAGCACCCAUGGCUUUAUGACCUCUUUUCACACUUACAACCAUCACACUAUUCCAGCAGUCAUGUGAUUGCUAUUUGGGCACUUGACAGCUGGCUCACACUUAGAACCAGUUGCCGCAUCCUGUGGUUUUGUAAUUGUAACCUGUGGCCCAGUCAUGUAAUGAUUCAUUUUAUGACUGUUUUGAUGGUGGAGAUUCUGAUCCCAAUUGUGGUCAUAAGUCAAGGACUCCCUGUAGACCAGGGGUCCUCAAACUAUGGCCCAUGGGCCAGUUACAGCCCACCGAAGCCAUUAAUCUGGCCCAUGCGGGACCGCGAGGCUGCCCUGCCCACAUCGCCCCACCUACCUGCCAGCCCCCACUCGCCUUCUGAAGGCCGAAGAAGCCCAAAACGGGAUGUGCGGAGGCCCCAGGAGGUCAAAACAGACCUGUUUUUGGCUUCCCCAGCCUCCAGAGAGAGAGAGAGAGAGAAAGAGGGAGGGAGGGAGACACACACACACACAAAGUCCCUCCCCCCCCCCCCCCAAUGCAGCCACAUCCCUUCACUAACCUGCUUUCCACCCCCAGGAGCAUAACAAAUUAAAGUUUAAUUUGUGUGUAUUGUUUGGACUGCUAAAUUGGCCAUACCCACCCAGUCACAUGAUUACCUAGCCAUGUCUACCCAGCUGGUCUGCCCCCCCAACAGUCUGAGGGACCGUGAAUUGGCCCCCUGUUUAAAAAAUUUGAGGACCCCUGCUGUAGACUAUAAUUGGUCCUAUGAUAUUUCCAUAGAUUAUAUCUCUACUAGGGUCUACUCGAAUUGUUUACACUGUUAGCCUAUGCCUUUCUCUGUCACAAUUUCUUUAAUUCUUUCCUACUUUCAGCUGUGAAAAGCUUUGUGAGUGUGUUCUGUGUACUUUGUUAUAUAGAGGCGAGAGUUGAGUAUUCAAAAGAAGCAUAAAAGUGAAAUUGAAUGCAAUAGAAUUAGUUACUUAGUGUGUGGUCAAAUAAGAAGAGGUAGGGCCGAAAAUGAAUGAGUGCUGAAUGAAUGUGGAUUGAAUUCAAAAUAAAAUGACAGUAUAGACUUUCAGGUGGUUUGGUCAUGUAGAGGGAAUGAGUGUUAAACUGUACAGCAACAUCUAGAAAGAUGAAAUGGUGAAGAAGAAGACCAAAAAUAUCAGGGUUGAAUGACUUAUUGAGAUCUUGAAAAAGAGAGAGGGACAUUACAGAACAGGCAAUGUAUGAAGCAACAUAUGGACACUGUAGAAGGAAUGCUUGGUUUAGCUUGAUAUAAAAAUAUGGAGAAAUGUGUUGAAUGGUUUGGGUGUUCUAGCUAUGUUUCCUAAUAUUUUCCCCUUAUCUCGCCUCCUAAUUGCUUUAUCUAACUAUUUCUUAUUCUUUUACUGUGCUCUACGUAAUGCUGCUCACCCAAAAGGAAAUAACAUGAUAUGUACAUAUGUAUGUAUGUAUCUACUCAGCGAUGCUGAAGUAUCAGAUGUCAUAGUGGAUGGUCCAGCAUGUGUAAAGCAAUUUGAAAACAAGAAACGACAGCAGCCGUGUAUCAGGUUGUGUUGGCAACAUAAUCAGAACUUAUGGAGAGAGUAACCAUUAGACACGCACAAUGUAAAAACCCUAAAUUUUUAACUAAAAACAUUAAUAUUCACAGGGACCAUUUUUGUGUGCAGUUGCAGCUACACUACAGCAGCUCCUUCAGGGUGGGAGUCUUUUCUUUGAUCUCAGCUUCUUUCCUUUUUUUUCCUCCUUUCCUUUUUAAAAGCUCCUUUCCAGGGAUUUUCUCCCCAGAUGCAGGGCCGGAUUUUCCUAUGGGCUAACUAGGCUUCAGCCUAGGGCCUCAAGAUAAAGAGGGGCCUACAUUCAAAUUGUUAGCAAAAUUAAAAUUACACUUUCACUAUAGGUGAAAGGGCCUCAUAAGUGGAAUAGCCUAGGGCCUCUUUUCAUCUAAAUCCGGCCCUGCCCAGAUGCCUGAUUGUGUCUGGGCUGGGAAACUAAGCAAAGGCAGGCACGAAUGAGAACCUGCUGGGCCAUGGACUGCAUUGGCAAAGUAGUUUUAUACUGCAACCACAGAAAUUGGAUGAGUACGUCCCAAUUCCCACAGUGGAAAUAUACUGGUAGUUAAUAUGGUAGUUUUUCUGAAGUCUUAAUGACCUUGCUGUUCACUCUGAAGCCUACAAGGGUGGGACUUAUGUAGAUUCUCCAGGGAUUGUGAUUUUAAUACUUUUCUCUAUCAUUUUCUCCCUGCCUCUAUGCCCAGUGAACUUGUCUUUUGUAAACAUCAGUGUGGGCGAGACAGGAGAAAACUUCACCACCAUCAUCUGGAUCCCACGUCAGAACCAGCGAGAUGUGGAGUUUGC
Molecule: messenger RNA, 5875 nt
Organism: Pantherophis guttatus
Lineage: Eukaryota; Metazoa; Chordata; Lepidosauria; Squamata; Colubridae
Source: RefSeq, a predicted model, not a curated record